Archocentrus centrarchus (flier cichlid) is the source of this 5383-nucleotide messenger RNA. RefSeq names its product G protein-coupled receptor kinase interacting ArfGAP 2b (gene git2b). Gene Ontology annotation, biological process: brain development; regulation of G protein-coupled receptor signaling pathway; regulation of ARF protein signal transduction. The coding region runs from base 181 to 2403 and encodes 740 amino acids. NCBI's taxonomy places the organism in Eukaryota, Metazoa, Chordata, Actinopteri, Cichliformes, Cichlidae. The transcript has 21 exons. Gene Ontology annotation, molecular function: small GTPase binding; GTPase activator activity. Gene Ontology annotation, cellular component: synapse. The record is from RefSeq and is a predicted model, not a curated record.
UGUUGGAAUGGGCCACGGCUUUGUUCAGCAGAAGGAGGGGAGGGCUGACGGCUACGGUCGCUAAAAGUGUGAAAUACAAUCUGCCGGGGCGGACUAUCCCGUCUUAUCUCUGAGUUGCUGUUUUGUAACGUAACUAUCAAAUAUUUGCUCCUCCUGGACUCGAAGGAUUUGGUCUAAGGGAUGUCAAAGCGAGUGCGAAGCAGAGAGGUCUGCGCUGAUUGCAGUGCUCCGGAGCCUCGCUGGGCCUCUGUUAACAGGGGUGUGUUGAUCUGCGAUGAGUGCUGCAGCAUCCAUCGCGGUCUUGGGCGACACAGCUCUCAAGUCCGACAUCUGACUCAUUCUCCGUGGCCGUCCUCACAGCUGCAGAUGGUUCAAACACUGUAUGGGAAUGGAGCAAAUUCCAUAUGGGAGCACAGCCUUUUGGAUCCUUCCUCUUCAGUGAGUGGGAAGCGCAAAGCCAACCCACAGGACAGAGUGCAUCCUAAUAAGACAGAGUUCAUCAAGGCAAAAUAUCAGAUGUUGGCGUACGUCCAUCGGAUGCCUUGUCGGGAGGAUGAUAGUGUGACUGCAAAAGACCUCAGCAAGCAACUCCAUUCCAGUGUCCGGACUGGGAACCUGGAGACCUGCCUUAGGCUCUUAUCUUUAGGAGCACAGGCUAACUUCUUUCAUCCGGAGAAAGGAAACACCCCACUACACAUAGCAGCAAAAGCAGGUCAAAUAUUACAAGCAGAACUGUUGGCAGUUUAUGGAGCUGAUCCUGGAGCGCUGGACUCCAGUGGAAACACCCCCAUUGAUUAUGCAAGACAAGCUGGGCAUCAUGAGCUGGCGGAGAGACUCGUGGAGAUCCAGUAUGAACUCACUGACCGGCUAACAUUUUAUCUUUGUGGUCGAAGACCAGAUCACAGGAAUGGGCAGCACUUCAUCAUUCCUCAGAUGGCAGACAGAAAUAACAGCCUGGAUUUGUCAGAGUUUGCAAAAGCUGCAAAGAAGAAAUUACAGUCGCUAAGCAACCAUCAGUUUGAAGAACUGGCCAUGGACGUUUAUGAUGAAGUUGACAGAAGAGAAACGGAUGCAGUGUGGCUGGCCACUCAGAACCACAGCACACUUGUAACAGACACCACAGUUGUGCCUUUUCUGCCCGUCAAUCCUGAGUACUCAUCUACCAGAAACCAGGGUCGUCAGAAAUUGGCAAGGUUUAGUGCUCAUGAAUUUGCCACGCUGGUCAUCGAUAUCCUAACAGAUGCUAAAAGAAGGCAGUGGGGUAAUUCUUGUGAAAGUCCCAAAGAUAAUGUGGAGCUGAUCCUUCAGGGAAUCGACAGUCGCCACAACAGUGAGAGCCAGGAUAAUGACCAGCCAGAUUACGACAGCGUGGCAUCAGAUGAAGAUCCAGUCCAAGAGGCCACAUGUGGGGACAGCUGCAAUGAUGGAAGGACCAAGAGCUCAGAGUCUUCUGACCUGUCUGAUGGACCAAUCACAGUACAAGAAUUUAUGGAGGUGAAGAGCGCCCUCACUGCAUCAGAAGCCAAAAUACAACAGCUUCUCAAAGUCAACUGUCACCUUAGUGAAGAGCUGCGGUUGAUGCAGAGCAAGCUGAGCUCCCUGCAGACAGAGAACACAACACUGCGAUGGCAAACCCCCAGCGGACAGCAACACCUCCAGGGCCCCUUUGGUCGACAGCCACCUCGCGGAGGCCGUGCCAUGUCCAUGUAUGAGACGGGCUCUGCUCCAAGGCAGUACCCCCACCGAGUCGACACGGCUCGGCCUGACGAUGGAGUCAUUUUACAACCCUUCCCUUCCAAUAUUGGUAGGGGUCCUCUGGGGACAGCUGCUUCCUCCCUCCCUACCUUCCCCUCUUCCCUGUCCUGGUCGUGGGAUGAGAGAUCUCGAAGGGGCUGUAGCCUGGAAGGGCAGAGUACAGUGCUGGAGAAUGACUAUGAUGCGACUCCCAAUCACUCUGAACUGGAGGAGAGUGGAAGCCCUCUAGCAGCCUCUGAAGGAGCCCAACAGGAGGAGGAGGGUGAGGAAGAUGCCGCCCUGCCUUGCACGGAGGAUGUCAUCUGUAAGACAGAGCAGAUCACUAAGAAUAUACAGGAACUUCUGAGAGCUGCCCAGGAGACCAAACAUGAAAGCUUUCUGCCUUGCUCUGAAAAAAUCUGCAUGGCCGUGACAGAGAUGGCUGCCCUGUUUCCCAAGAGGCCGUCCUCAGAGACUGUGCGAGGGUCUCUGUGUCUGCUGACUUCGAGCGCUAGCCGGCUUCACGGAGAGUGCCAGAAGGCCGCAGAACACAGCCUCGGCCCAUCGGACAUCCAGCUGGUCACUCAGCAGGUCAUUCAGUGCGCCUAUGACAUAGCCAAAGCUGCCAAACAACUCGUUACUGUGACAACCAAAGAAAACAACAACUAACUAAAUUCCAAAAAAUGUUCCUGAUGCACCAAACGUACAGCAUAUAAAUGAUGUUAAUCAGUGUUUUCCUUUUUUCAUUUUUCCCUUAUUAAAUCGGUGUAAGCUUUUGGAUACAUUCCUGGAGAUCGAGGGGGGAAAAUAGAUAACAUGCAAAAUCAUGGAUCAAUCAACAGCUAUAUUUAUUUUGUUUUUAUACCAUAGUAAUAAAAACAUAUACAAACGCAGGGGAAAAAAACUAACUGUUCUUUACCUCACAGAGUUGAUCUAUUCAGUUUCCAGAAGUGUACUGUUGCCUGUGCAUAUAAAAGCAAACACUUUUACAUUCCUCUGUAGUAUUUUAGAGGACACCAUGGGUCAUUAGUUGUGCUCCUUGAGGUCUACUUUCUGGUACUCAGAGAGGACCAAAAAUCUUACCUAGCAACAAGGAUGAGAACAGAUGAACUACUCCAGUUACAUAGAUGUUUUUUUUUUUCUUUUAGGAGGCAAUGACAGUAUUUUAAUCUUGAAUCAUUGUGGUGUCGCUUGCUUACAGUUCAAAUGUUUGUUUAGUAAGCCAACUGUGAUUAUAAAAGCAGCUUCAGUAUAUUGAGCACUGUGUGAAAGUGUGCAGAGUUUCAGUCCAUCCAGCAGCUCCAGCAGUUUCAGUCCAUCUGCUGGUUGAAAAUGUGUUCAUAAGUAAACUAUCAAUAGGUUUUUUUUUUGGUUUUUUGGAGUUAUAAUGUUACAGCCAUACUUUUGAUGUUCUGUGCGUGUGCGGGCGUGUGUGUGUGCGUAAGCGAUGGCCUCAGUGGCCUGUGUGAAAUACAUUUUGAAUCAAUUUUACUAGCAAUUAUGCAAAUAUGUAAGAUGUAUGUAUCCAUGUAAUUCUUUAUCAGAAUAAUCCAAAUGCUAUUCUAUUUAUAAAUUGUAUGUCAUACCUCUAAGAAAAUGUCAGCGUUUAUUUUCAUAAGCUUUGGUUUAACAUGAUGCUCCACGCAGGCUAACGUUUUGUUCUGAGGUCUGGGAUGUCUCAGCUGGCAGUUAGUUAUAGGAAAUGUGUGAUCUGUUUAUUUUAGUGUGGUGUUGUAACUCCAGUGUUUUAGAUGCUUCCUGUGGUCAAAUAUGUACUGCCAUGGCUUACAGUCAAUGAUAAUGUAACUGUACCCUCAGUUCUAGAAUACCUGUUGUAGAAUGUGGGUCUAAUGUGACACUCAUUGUGAGCCAGAUGUGUUUGAACCAGGGGUGGAAGGAGAACCGAAAUACGCUGCACAGGUGGACAGCCGGGUCGCACUCUUGUCGUAUUGUAGCGUCGUUACCGUGCAAUGUAAAGUGUAAUGUAAUUGGUGCUAGAUAAAGACAAAAAUUUAUUUAUCAUUAUUUCAGUUACUUAAAUAGGACUACCUGUUAGAAUGUGUUAAAGAAAAUCACAGUGCAGAAGAGUUAAGUCUAAGGAGCCUCUUCAGCUGUAACCAUUUCAUUUCUAUCUAAAACUGCUUUCUUAGGUGGCUGGUUGAGGAUUAAAAAGACAUUAAAAACAUCCUUAAGGCAUCUUCAGUGUGCAUGAAUACACUGUUGAUCUCUUGUUUCUUAAGUCUUCUUAGAUUAAUUUUUGCCAAAAAUAUUAAACCAUUUGUCAAGGUCCACUUACUGUAUGCUAUAGUUUUCACUCGCAUCUCAUGAUCCAGAGGUUUGUUCAUGUCAUGGAGAUCACUUUGAAUUUUCUUAAUACCUUGAGAGUAAUUACUUAGAUUUUAGUUUUAUUCCACUUAAGGUUCCAAAGCAGGGGUGUCAAACUCGUUUUAGUCUGUGGGCCACAUAAACUCCUAAAUUAUGCAUUUAAUAAACCAUCCAAUUACAAGACUGAUGAUGACCUGCCUGAGAUACUUUAAGAAACUGCUGCUGCUACUUUCGGAUACUCCCUUAUUCACAAGGGGUCGCCACAGCGGGUAGCGCCAUAUGUUUGAUUUUGGCAGAUGCCGGAUGUCCUUCCUGAUGCAAUCCCUAAGGGAUUUGUGUCUCUUCCCAGGAUCAAAUUGGGGAUAUUUUGCUUGUUGGGUUAAUAUGUAAACCAGUACACCAAGAAAGAUAUGUGCAAUUUUAAUAGUAUGUCUCAGUUUUACUACAUUAUAAAGAAUUGUAAAUCAGAGAAACUCAUCAGCACAGCUCUCUGGGCAGACGCUUAAAUAAAUAAAUGCAUAAUUACAGAAAAAAAACACUGAUGGCUCAUUAUCCGGACUUUGACCUGCAAUUAAAAACUGGCAUUUUCUGUUAAUUCACAGAAAAUGUGCCAUUUUUAGUCAGGAGCCACUGUAAAAAUAGGAAAUUUGACAGUCAAUAGUAGAAAAAAAACUGAAACCGGCAUUUAAUGGAAUACUAAGUAUUUAAAAAACAAAAAAAACAAACAGUUUUUGUCUUUUAAUAGUUUUUGUAUUAAGUAUGGCAGGCCAUGAGUGAUAUCUUUGUUAUUAAGAAGACUAUAAAACUGAUGAAAAUAGUGUUAAAAGUGCGUUUUCACAUUUUCCUAAGUGGACCUGAUUAGACCCUUUGGCGGCUGGUUCUGGCCCCCGGGUUGUAUGUUUGACACCCCUGUCUUAAAGGAAGACGAUGCAGGUUGUUAAAUCUUACCGAAUGAGGCUAUUUUUGGGAAAUAUCACUGCCAUUCAUCUUUUAAAAACCAGCACUUGAUUUUAGACCAGAUAUCCUGUUUCGGCCUUGAAAAUGACGCUAAAUUUAACGCACAAUGCAAUUUAAGCACUCUGUAUUAAAACCUAUUCCAGUAUCAAAGCGAAAGUAUGGCUUUUUUUAGCCUGUGUGCCACUUUUUUUUUUCCUUUUUUUUUUUUUUAACAGCACACAAACUACUGACUUAAUAAUGCACGUAUUCAGUUACUUCCACCCUGGAGGCAAACCUGUCAUUUAACUCCCUGUAACUUAAAACCUGUCCUACCUGUGGUUGAAAUCAAUCCCUGCCUUAGGUAUAAUAAAGUCUAACUCAUACCUCA